Eurytemora carolleeae is the source of this 1081-nucleotide messenger RNA. Its product is annotated as aldose 1-epimerase. Gene Ontology annotation, biological process: beta-D-galactose catabolic process via UDP-galactose, Leloir pathway; glucose metabolic process. Gene Ontology annotation, molecular function: carbohydrate binding; aldose 1-epimerase activity. NCBI's taxonomy places the organism in Eukaryota, Metazoa, Arthropoda, Copepoda, Calanoida, Temoridae. Bases 424 to 1080 code for a protein of 218 amino acids. The transcript has 10 exons. The record is from RefSeq and is a predicted model, not a curated record.
AUUAGUAAACAUGGGGGAUGUAACAGUUACAAAGGAGGAGUGGGGGCCAGGCAGUCACAUGAUCACAUUAACCAAUUCAGCUGGAUUUCAGGCGAAGCUGUUGUCUUUAGGAGCUACAAUCCACAGCUUCAAAUAUCCAGCUUCUGAAGCAGCAUCAGAUAAAAAGAGUAGCAUUCAAGAUGUAAUCCUUGGAUUUGAUUCUAGCGACGGUUAUGAUGGAACAAAAACAGCUUCUUCUGGGGAACUACAGGGCGUCUUACAAAUAGGGUUAAGGAUGGGAAAAUAGAACUGGAUGAAUCAACUCACCAACUCUCCUUGAAUGAUUUUGGAAACCAGUUUAAACAUCACCUGCAUGGUGGAGUCAAGAGUUUUGACAGACUGAUCUGGAACUCCCAGAUUAUCCAAGAUGGCGUCACUUUCUCAAUGCUAUCUCCACAUGGAUCAGAGGGAUAUCCUGGUAAUAUGGUGGCCAGUGUAACCUAUACCUUAGAUAACAAGGGAGCUUUGGAUAUCAAAAUGAAGGCAGUAACUGAUGCUGAAACUGUGGUUAACUUGAGUAAUCAUGUUUAUAUUAACCUAGCUGGCCAUGCUUCAGGCUGGGAUGGUCUGCAAGAUCAAAUUCUACAGAUUCCACACAACUUCUACACACCAGACGAUGCAGAAUAUCUCCCGACAGGAGCUAUUGAUCCAGUUGAGAAUACAAAUAAAGAUUUCCAAGAAUCUAAACUCCUGAGUUCUACAGUACCCCAGGAGAGAGGGGGAGAAGGUUUCUGUGUAAACUACUGUAUAAAAACUCAAUCUAACUCUCAAAGUUUGGCUGCUGUGCUCUCAUAUCCUAAGUUUGGUAGAAAACUGGAGGUUUGGAGUAAUCAGCCUGGACUAGAACUAUACACAGGGAACUUCUUGCCUGGUGCCGGAAAUGAGCUUGAAGGGAAGGAUGAAGCUAGAUAUGGAAAAUGGGGAGGAAUAUGCUUGAUGACUCAGAAUUACAGGGAUGCUCCUAACCAUCCUAACUUCCCCUCUGCUAAACUUAACCCUGGAGAACUAUAUUUUCAUCAUGCUACUUAUAAAUUUUUAUAAA